CAUGCAACUCGUGAAUGUUUCCUAACCUAAAAGAUCUCGCGACACUUCGAAACAGUGCUUGUUUGACGACAAAUAAUUAAAGAGAUUCGACUGGAAGUGUACUAGAUCCUUCCUGCAAUUUGUGAGUACAUUUAUCGCCUGUUGAAUGCAAGUAUUUGUUCAACGAGACAGAAGAGGAAGAAUGAUUCCGCAAUAGGAACGUAUUUUUCCGACACGAAUGCCUUUUAACAAAGCGACAGCUGAGAACUGAGAUUUCUGAAGGCAUUCGUGUAGAGAUAUAAUUUGCGAUCAUGUCUGGCAAGGGGAAACAGAGCUCGAAGAAAGCUGUGGUGAAGGUACGAGAGAGUGGGAAGACAGUACAGCCUCCUGCACUCAACUCGGAUACCAGUACAGAGAGCACAGAGACUUCAUUGUCAUUGCCAAUAUUAAAGAUCGCAGACAACAGUCGGCUUCUUCCAAGGUACAGCAGUAUCCUGCAACGUAGCGCAGAGGAAGGUAUAGGAAUGGAGGACCUCGAUACUUUACAAUUAGAAUUAGAAAUGCUCCUCUCUUCGGUGGUCGUGCGACACCGCAUGAUUCAAGAGGAGAUAGCAAAUUUAUCCUCUGCGGAGGAACGCAGGGACAAGAAAUCUAAGAGUGGAAAGGGUCUCUCGCUUCUCGACAAGAAGAUCAAAGAAGAAAAGUUCAAGCCUAAAGAGUUGAAUGCUAAGACCCAGUCCCCGUUACCCGCGAAGCUGUUCAAACAGAAAGCUGUCGCCAGUUCGAACUCUCAGGUCAUUCCAAACGUGCACGAGAUCUCGAGGAUCGAAGGUUCCAAGUCGGAAUCGCCUAAAUUACUUUUACCGAAGAACGACACGCCUAACAAAUUCUGGGCAUCCGUGGAUCCGUACUGCACGGACAUUAUGCCCGACGAUAUCAAGUUGCUGGAGGAACUGAUCACCACGCACAGCGAUAUCAGUGAUUACAGAAAGAUCCCGCCGUUGGGUCGUCAUUACAGUUUGAUGUGGGCGCACAACGACUUGCUGCAAGAAGAGGACGCGGCUAAUCCGACUAGGGACAAGAAGAAAAGUCGCUCCGACGUGUCUCUGUUAGUAGGGAAGAACGAUAAAAAGGCUCACAGUAUAGCAGGACCGCUGACUCAGAGAUUGGUCUCUGCUUUAUUAGAGGAGAACGUGUAUGUCGCGAAUAAUAAUACAGACAACAAGCUGUUCAGGGACAGCGAUCCACCUGUACUGAGGGAUCUCACUAUUCAAAAUUCCAUCAAUCUGGAAUUGAGAAUGCACAAGGAGCUGGUGGAGCAAGGAAUAUUGGAACCGGAUGCCCAGAAGAAGAGUCAAGAAGACGACGAAAUUCUAAUGGAGAUAAAACGUUGCCAGCAGGAACUCAAUGCACUUUCUAAUCACAACGUGACGCAAUUGAAGAGGCUGUUGAAUUUGGCACAGGAGGAGAGCAAGCGGCAGGCUUUGAAGAGGAAAAUCAGCACCGCUGAUAACGACGUCAUAGAGCAUUAUAAAAAGCUCAUGCUUUCGAAACAGAGGAAGGUACCACUUACAAAGAAGGAGCAAGAAAAAGCGUGGUCUUGUCUCCGUGAACGGGAGAAUCUUUUGGAUCAGCUGAAUAUGUUACCGCAAAGCAACGUAGAACCUAUAGGUUUCGGCACUACCACCAGUUAAAUAGUAAUUUUUUAUAUUGUAAAAUAUUCGAAUCCUGUAUAAAAAGUAAAUAUAAUAUCGAUUUAAUUUUUAAA
Messenger RNA from Ceratina calcarata, 1747 nucleotides. It is a transcript of the gene Ada3, whose product is annotated as transcriptional adaptor 3. Bases 291 to 1673 code for a protein of 460 amino acids. Gene Ontology annotation, cellular component: SAGA complex. Gene Ontology annotation, molecular function: transcription coactivator activity. Lineage: Eukaryota; Metazoa; Arthropoda; Insecta; Hymenoptera; Apidae. The transcript has a single exon. The record is from RefSeq and is a predicted model, not a curated record. Gene Ontology annotation, biological process: regulation of transcription by RNA polymerase II.